This is a messenger RNA of Mytilus trossulus (common blue mussel), 6093 nucleotides long. Its product is annotated as AF4/FMR2 family member 1-like. Gene Ontology annotation, cellular component: nucleus; super elongation complex. The coding region runs from base 291 to 3983 and encodes 1230 amino acids. The transcript is spliced from 20 exons. NCBI's taxonomy places the organism in Eukaryota, Metazoa, Mollusca, Bivalvia, Mytilida, Mytilidae. The record is from RefSeq and is a predicted model, not a curated record. Gene Ontology annotation, biological process: regulation of gene expression.
GGUAUCUGUAAAUAGUCUAAAAUGGUGGAAAAAGUGCUGAGACAUUAGAAACAUGUAACGAUAAAGCGAAAAAACUGACUUAUUUCACGCCAUUUUUAUAGCCAAUGGAUAUUUAUGUUAAACUGGAUCUUUUCUGGCUUUGAAUUUACUAACUUUUGUUUGAAAUAUUGUUAAACGCUAUAUAAACUGUGAAAAAAUGUAGACGAUGCUUGCAAUCUGGGACAGUGUUUCACAUUUGUGGAACGAUAUGUCACAAAUGUUCUUAUACAUAUUUCAACAUUAAUGGACAUAUGUCACAAAAUCUGGGGUUGAAAAUGGCAAUGAGACCUAGCCCAGCAGAUCAUUUAAUGAGACAAAGGGAAAAGGCUCAGCAGGAAAGAGCUAAACUGAUAAAAAAGAAUCAAGAAAAACAGAAUCAGCCAAGAAAUGUGGGAUUUCCUCAGCUUAGAAGAACAACAGAGAAAGAUGACAGAAUAGAACAAUUGUUAGGGCCUCAUUCGGCUAUUGUUAAUUCACUAUCUAGGGAUACUGAUUUAUUAGGAGUAAUAAGUCAACCUCAGACUCCUCUUCCUAGUAGGUCAUAUGGCGAGGAUGACUUUUUUUACAACAAACCUGCAAAUGAUGGUAGAAAUGGUAUUCGACCACAUCCCAUACAAAAUUUAAAAAAGAAACCCCCCUCAAAACCCCAAGAACCAUCAAAGAAUAGCCAAAAUUUAAAACAACCAUUACCUGUUCAAAAUGCUGAUCACUCAACUUCCAAGUCUUUGUCUCAUCAAGACCCUACCCAAAAUCAACAGCCAAAAAGUGAAAAUAUGCAGAUCAAAAAAGAAAUACCUGUUCUUCCUAAAACUAAGAAAGUGACAAAAUCUAAAUCUAGUCAACCGAAAUCUCCUCACAGUUCAUCAUCUGACCACGAAGCUACAUCAAACAAGUCAACACCAAGUCCCAAACCAUCAAAUGAAAAGCCUAAACCUCUGGGCAACAGUAUGAAACAGUUUACACCACCUAAUGGAGUUAACAGACCACCGAGGAAGAAUCUUGAGAAACUGACCAUUCCUAGUGGACAGAAUGAAGUUCAUAAAGAAACACAAAGUGUUGAUGAUAUUUUUAAGGAAAUGACUCAUUUAGAGCUACCAUUGACUGCCAUAUCUACUCCUCAGAAAGACGAACACUUCCCUUUCCCAAAUUCUGUUAUUGGAAGAAGUUUCUCUGAGUUAAAAAAUCUCCAAUCCAAGCUAAGCAAAUGCCCUAUAAUAACAAACGACUUGAAGAAAGAUGACUUAGAGUUAGAUAUACCUUUAGUUGCUCCUAUAGAGCCUUUAAUCACACCACCAGAAACACCCAUCAAACCACCACUAGCUGCUAAACACCAAAAAAAUGAUGAUAUUAUAUUAAGAGAUCUGACUGUCAGUGAUGACAGUGAAGAUGAGGCGGAGAAAGAACCCAUUGAACCUGUUGAACCAGUCAAGAUUUCUGAAUGUCCACCCCGGAAGGACACACGGGAUAACAAAGCCCCUGUAAAGGAGCCUAGGUCACCGAUGUCCUCUGAUAGUUCUAGCAGUGAAUCGGGGAAUGAUUCAGAUAGCAGUUCUGAUGACAGUAAUUCAUCUUCGAAUUCAGAUGAUGAUGAGGAAGAGGAAAAGGUUCAAGUGAGGGUGGACAGGGUCAAAUCUCCAUCAAAAUCUCCUGCACAUGACAAGUCUUCAAACUCUACAUCAUGGAAGUUAGAGAACUUUCUCCCUGGUGACAAAUGUCCAAAGCCAUCUCCCAUUGUAUCUGACCAUAGCGAUGACAAUAAAGAACUGCUUGAUAAAAUCUGCCUAGAAUUCAUCCACAAAAGUCCAACAAACAGUAUUGAAAAAUCACCAAACCAGCAGCUUCAUUCUGACACUAGUAGUAGUAGUAGUGGCAGCAGUCCACAAUCUAUUCACUCACCGGCAGAGUCCUCACCAUCAAAAUCACCAUUGGUGAAUGGGAUAGCGCCUACCAAAAAGAUAAGUUUACAUAGUGACAAUAGUGAUAGUGAAAUUGAUGUUGUGAAUACACCGCAGAAAAAAGUGUCUUUAAUGCCACAAAGUGACAGUGGUGUUGCUAAGUGCUUAAAUUUUGCUGAUCCCAACAAACAGACAUCAGGGAGAUUAUCUUCACCACACAAACCAACAUUAGGGAGAUUAAUGUCACCCAAAAAACCAACAUUAGGGAGACAAUCGUCCCCCAACAAACCAAUAUCAGGGAGAUUAUCAUCCAAGAGAUUGAGUUCAGGGUCUGGAAGUAUUAUUGGACCUGUGAGUAGUGAUGACGAGGAUGAGAAUGAUGGACCUCGUAAUAAUAAUAAUAUGGAAUUAAAUUUACAAGACAUCAUCGAUUCUGUCGGUACCAAACAUACUCCCUUAUCACCAAUACAUCAGGAACCUGAGAAAGUUCCCCCCAAAUCUCCAUGUUUAAAGACAACAGUGAAUAAAGACGCUUUGAAAUUCAAUGAUGGAAAACCUUCAAUAGUGGUCCGUCUUAAUUUUAAAAAUGUUGAACACUUGAUAAAGAACAGAAUAAAAAAGUCACCAUAUCGGGAUAAAGUAGGAAUUAAGUGUGAGGAAUUGAAGCAAAAAUCACCAUAUCCUAUCAUCAAAUCACCAGAUCAUAAGCAUGAUAAGUUUAUUGACGAAACUGCCAAUACUGAACCCCAGGAAAUGGAUUUAGAUACAGACUCAGAAAUGGCCAAUGUCCAUAUUGAGGAUUAUAGUUCUAAAAAUGUGUCUUCUUAUUCUUCUUCACCUCAUAAUGAUAAGUGUUGGAAACCUAGUGACAAAAUUAGCAUUAAACGCAAAGAAAAUGCACCGGAAAAAGUGUUCACAAAAAGACGAAAAAUCACGCCGAAGACAAAUAAUAAAUCAACAGAAACUGCUCAACAAGAGAAAGACAGCCAUGAAGAUGACCAUAAAUGGGACAGAAAACGGCCCCUGCGGUCGACAGAGAGUAAAGGUCCUCUUAGCAAUAGUAGUAGUUCUAGUCAUACAGAUAAACCAGAGUUUGAAUUGGUGGAAGACCUUAAUGGCCAGGCUAACAGUGAUGCUCACCCGUCCUCUGUAGAAACCAUCUUCAAUCGAGAAGGAGACGGUGAUCAUGAAACUUUCAGUCGUAAACCAGUCAGGAAACCAGAUGAACCUUUGGAAUCAAGUGAUAUUCACCGAUCUCGUGCCAGAGAUCUGAAGCAUCAGGCAGAUGAACUUGCCAAACGACUGAAGCAUCAUCCAGACUUUACUGACAGAAUUGCUAUGUAUUUAUUGUAUACCGAGUCUAUGUCGUCCUUUGUAUUGUGUGGGUAUGCCAUGGAAAAAGAGGAACGCAAGGCCACCGAUGUUUAUAAAAUGUACUCUGACACAUUUAACUUAAUAUCUCAUAUCUGUAAAAUAAGGCCCAGUGCUGAAACUUCAGAAACAGAGAAAAAACUAGCAGUAUUAAUAUAUAGAAUCCAGUCAAUACUAUGUUUUAAGUUGUACAAAAUGAAAAAAAACGAAGCUUUGAAGUUCAAGAAAAUCAUUGAUGAACAUAACAAGACUUCAUCAUCAAAACAACCAGCUCAUGCGCCGUCCCCCCAUUGGAACAACCGAUCGACGCCAUCUCCCAUGUCGCCUUCUCCUUCCCCUGCUGGCAGUGAUGGGUCUAUAAGAUCACAGGAUAGUGGUUAUACGCCUUCCAAACUUCCAAAUGGGAACAUUUCCACCCAACCAACCAUGUCAUCACCAGGAACGGUGGCAGUUCCUCAGCGGAUACAUUCCAUUACUCAACAGUAUCAUAGUAUAGUUAAUUAUGUCGUCCAGUGCCAUGAAUUCUGGGAUCAAGCAGAAUCUGUAUAUAGUGAUCAUAAAGUUGUAGAAUUUUAUGGUGAUAUUGACGAUCAGUGUGGAUCUCUGACUUUACAUUCUUCUGUGCCAGAUCUGGUAUAUUAUGUACAAAUUGGUCUUCAAAAGAUCAGAGAGACGUGACAGUGAUCCUGUAGUUAAGUGUAUGGCAGCUAUUGGCUGACAACCUAUGUGAUAAAACCAUGGCAUUCUCAAGGUCUUCCUUCCUCAACAGUCUUACCAUAAAUGUGUCCUGGAGGGAGAUCAGGUGCCCUGUUGUCAGAUCGGAGAGGACAGUUUUUAUUCAGUUCUAUAAACCCUUUUUAGUUUGUUUAUUUUGUUUUAUAAGAAUUAAAACAUUUGGUCUCAUAUUGUAGAAAGUUGAAUGUUUGUAGUUAAAUUAUGUUUAUUUUCUUAAUGAUAUCUGAAAUGAUCAUUUGUAAAGUAUUUUUGGUACCUUUUUCUUUGACCAUGACUAUCCUUUUAACUUCAGAUUAAAUUUGAGAUAAGGAGUAUUUUAGCCACAUAUUUCAUACAUUCCUCCAAAGUUUUUGUUGUUCAACAUGUUAUGCUUACUACAUUUGAAAGUUUAGUUUUUGAGAUAACACAAUUUUAUGGUUUAAGCCUUAAAGUGCUAAGUUGUUCUUCCAUUGCAAAGUUCAGUUAUAAGAUUCCAGUUUAAUAAAAAUGGCCACUGUUACACUGUCAUGCAGAAUUAUUUGCUAAAUAAUUUUAAGCAAAAUUUAAAUCUUUCUGUUUCCAUGGCAUUUCCAAAAUCUCAGUUUGUUUAUAGAUCUCAGUUGACUUUGAAGUACUUAACAAAGGAGCAUGACAAGAAAAGUGCAUUCCACAGGAAACAUUCAUGUCACUACGGCAAUAAAAGUUGUUGUUACUACAGCAAUAUAACUUGACCAUGGUUAUUACUAGUCAUAAGUGAUUGUUUACAAGAUACAACAAACAGGAUUCUAGUGUCUUUUAUCAAGUUGUGUAAUUUUAUGUAAUUAAUGAAGAACAAUGCCAAAGUUGUUUUGUGUAUAUUAUUAGAGAGUGCUAUCAGGGGGGAUAAUCAAGGCAUGAUGGUUGGUUGUGAGCCAUUGUGAUAGAAUGGGGACAAAGGGUAAUUCUUCUGUAUUGUCCUAUUCUUGUAGAAGUUAAAAUGAAUGUACAAAUAAAGGAAUACUGAAAGUUUUAUAUUUAUAAUGAUGUCAGCUAAACCAGAUAUUAUCAGUUGGGUACUGAAAUUUCCAUAGUCUUAUGUGCAUAUUAAAAUCAGUUAAAAUUUUGACAGCUGUCAUUAUUAAACUAAAUUUUCAACUUCUACAAAAUCAAAAUUAUGAAUGAUUCAAAUACAUUUUUUUUUCCUGAAGUCUUUUAUCACAUGAACUCUAAAAAUCUAGCUUUGUGUUAAUCAUGCACAUUCAAAAACUAUCUUGGUUGUGAAUUUUAAUUGUUUAUAAUAAAAAUGACUUGUUUAAUAUGGAAUGACAAUCUGGUUUCUUAAGCUGCCAUUAAUAUUAAAUGUUUUGUUUGUUAUUUGGUCAGAAUCUAGAGAAUUAUGGGUAUUUUUAUUGUAAGUACACCAAAAUUAGAAUACAGUUACAUCAUUGGUUUGAUUAGGUGUAUGAAUAAUAUAACUCUGAAUCAAUCCAAUUCUCAAUCAAUUAAGAUUAUACGUCAGGUGCAAGAAGAAUUUCCCUUUGUUUUUUUGUAAAAGCCGGUGGUGUUUGCCGAAAUAUGUCAAAAAACUAUAUUUAUUGUUUCAAUAUUUAUAUAUUUAUUAAAAAUUUUGUAUAUAGACUUAGUUUAUGCAUUAUUUAAGAAUUGUGUAUUUUGUUCCACAUUUGUAUGUUAGACCUGUUCAUAUAGUAGUGAUUUUGAAACAUGUGGUUCAUUUUUGCAAAAAUCAGUAAAAUUUAUAAAAAGGGUACUUUAAAAUUUUGUCAAAUGAUAUUCCUAUUAUUAAUCUUGAUAAAUAAGUCAAUUGAUUCCAUGUUAAAAUACCCAAUAAACAAAAUACAAGAUUUAAUCCAUUUGAAAAUUCUAGUCUGUUUUAAUUAGAUGCUGUAAAUUCACAUUUUUUUAAAACAUUCUAUGAUUUAAAAAAAAAGACUUUUUUCAAGUUUUUAAGAACUAAAAUUCAAGAUAUGUUUAAAAAAUUAAAAGUCCAUGAUGACUGGAUAAUGUCUAUAAAAAACAUUUUUUUUCAUUGCAUAAUCUCUUCUUUUUUUUGCACUUAAUUAAUGCUGUCUAGCAA